This is a messenger RNA of Ylistrum balloti, 2092 nucleotides long. Its product is annotated as monocarboxylate transporter 4-like. Gene Ontology annotation, biological process: monocarboxylic acid transport; transmembrane transport. The transcript has 6 exons. Lineage: Eukaryota; Metazoa; Mollusca; Bivalvia; Pectinida; Pectinidae. The record is from RefSeq and is a predicted model, not a curated record. Gene Ontology annotation, molecular function: monocarboxylic acid transmembrane transporter activity. Bases 124 to 1596 code for a protein of 490 amino acids.
ACUGGUUAAACAAGACAAUCAAUGUGUGUGUUAUCCUUGCACACAUUUCGUCGAACACGUGUUGUAGAUGAUCACAGUGUACAAAGGAUCAAUACGUUUAGCUGUUAAGAUAAAAAUCACAGAAUGACCCUCUCUCAUCCUGACAAGGGCUGGUCCUGGGUCGUCCUGUUUGGAGCGUUUUGGGUCAUGUUUGUAGAAGGAACAUUUAUUGGAACUUUAGGGAUCAUCCAUCUGGCUCUGCUGGACAGAUAUGAUGAGUCAAUCAUGAAAACAUCAAUGGCUGGUUCUCUCUUUGCCUUCAUGAAUACUUCUGGAGGUAUCUUAAGUAGUAUUAUGGUCGAUAGGUGGAGCUGUCGUUGUGUUACAGUGACGGGAGCAUUCUUGUUUACUAUCGGAUUACUUAUCUGUGCCUUACCAGUAUCACUCGAUACUAUUACAUUCUCCUUUGGUAUACUGGCGGGGAUAGGAUCCAGUUUGUCAAACACGACUGCUUUCAUUGCUGUUGGAUACAACUUCAAGCAACGGAUGAAUAUAGCAAAUGGCAUCUCGACUUCUGGUAUCGCUCUAGGAUCUCUUGUGAUGCCACCAGUUGUAGAAAUACUAAGGUUACAUUACGGAAACAUUAUGCUUUUUCUUAUUCUUGGAUGUCUGUCACUUCAGCAAGUUGUAAUGGGCAUGUUAUAUUUCCCUUCAUUUCUCGAACAUACUAGACAACGACGGUUGCACUUGGAGAAACACCAGCAGUCAUCUUCUGUAAAAUCUGUGUGUAUAAUCUGGUUGAAAAUUUUGGAGAAUGCUUCCUUUAUAUGUUUUACGAGUUACUUAUGCUUGUUACAACUUGGCGCCUUCGUCAUUUACUUACAUCUUCCAACAUUUGUAUUAACCACUGGCUUCACUUCCAUGGAGGCUUCGUAUCUGUUGACAUUAAAAGGAACAUGUGCUUUUCUCGCGCGAAUCUUGCUAGCAGCAUUAGUAAACUCGGACAGCUACAACACAGAACUCACGACCUUGAUGUUCGGAACCACCUCUUUCCUGGCAUUGGCUAGCAUUCUACUUCCGUUUUAUGGGACGUCGUUUGCCGGACUGGUAAUGUUUUGUAUGAUUUGUGGGUUUUACAGUGAUUCUGUUUUCGGAAUUCUAAACGCUUUGAAUGCUUUUAUUGUUGGACCGGACAAUUUCGCAACAGCAACUGGAAUGGAAUUUGCAAUGAUGGGGAUCGGAAGUUUUGUUGGACCAACCCUUGUAGGACAGGUGAUUGACGUUGGAGGGACAUAUACCUUUUGCUUCAGUGUAACAGGAGGAAUUCUUUUUUUAGCCGGAUUUCUAAGUCUUGUAUCCGGGUUACUGAGAACAACACGUCAUCGAGAUCACCUAAGAAAUGGUGAUCAAGUCUUUAAUAUGUGCAUUCAAGACAGUUUAUGUAAAGAUGAUGAAAACCUUCACAACCAAACACCUUUAAACAGCCAAAUAACAACUAUAGAAAACUGUUCAGCAGAAAAUGGGAGUUUUGAAGAAUGUCAACAGCUAAAUCAGGUUUCAACGAAUUUAAAUCACGUAAAGGGAUUUAGUACGGAUUCGGUAACUAGUCUUACCUAAUGUAAAGGAUUUCUUUUUUAUUGAGUAUUCAUCGUUUUGGAAAAUAAUUAAUGCUCGAAAUAAUAAUAAUGUACGUUUUCUACGUUUGGUAUUUUGUCUUUGUCAAUUUUUUUAUGGCGCUUACAGUAAGUUCAUUUUUCUGUUGUUUUUUCAUUGUUUGUUUUAUGCUGAUCGACCAUUACACGCCUGUUCAAUAAUGUUCUUUGAUUAAAAGUUUGCUGUAAGGAUCCACAGCUUAAGAUCUUCAGGAUAUCACAACCGGAAUGUAAGGGUCUGGCUGAUCAGCAAACCGCUUGACGAAUGAUGAUGAACAAUAUCUUAAACAUGAAUUGUGAUAUCGGUGUCCACGAAACAGACCCUUGUUUGUUUACGUUUCCAGUAUACAACAAAAGAGCAAGAACAUAAUAGUAGGUGCUAUGAAAGGUAUUUAUCUGGCCAUCAUCAAUGUCCAUUGAAAUAACGUUAUUAACUUUCGGCAUAGUUAUGCUACAUGAAA